This is a messenger RNA of Anguilla rostrata (American eel), 6703 nucleotides long. RefSeq names its product AT hook, DNA binding motif, containing 1 (gene ahdc1). The coding region runs from base 961 to 5151 and encodes 1396 amino acids. Lineage: Eukaryota; Metazoa; Chordata; Actinopteri; Anguilliformes; Anguillidae. The transcript has 5 exons. The record is from RefSeq and is a predicted model, not a curated record.
AAGAAGAAAAAAAACUACGGGGUCCCGGAUGCUACUGACAGCCAGACACGUCUGGAGAAGGUGGAACAGCGGUGGUGGGCAGAUACCUUGCGAGUCGGAAUUGCGGAGGGCGAGUAACAUCGCAUAUCGGCUUUCUUCAUUUCUCUCACCCUUUCCCUGCAUCCCCGGGCGUUCUGUAGUGGGUGCAAGAGAGAACAUAAUUGAUAAUCGUGCUCUUUUCGAAGGGAACAGCAACAUUAGUAUUUGGUUUUGCUGGCUCCUUUUUUACUAUUCUUUCUCCGUUUUCCCCGUUUUCUGGUGUUAGUUGUCAUAUGUGGUGAUUUAAAAAAACAGAGGAUCGUUUCCAAUAUAGCAUAGUGGUGUGCUGACAGAAGAGGUAGGUUAGACACGCAGAAACAGAGAAGGGAUAUUUAAAUACUCAGCGGGAAGAAUGUCCUUCCCCGCCGGACUCUGAUUAUCAGAAAAUGCUGUUUAUGAAGGGUGGUAUCGAUGCCGACGGCUCUGUGACCCAGCCGAGGAAGCCAAGAGAAAAGAUCGAGAACGUCGCCGCCGCUGCAGCAGACAACGUCGAAGCAAGCUCGAGCUCGGCGCUACCCGGAGCAUCAACUACAAUGGCAGGAACCGUGGAGGACAAGAUUCGUGUUUCCACCUGCUAGACCUCCAGGGGUCCCACCAGCCCAUCUUCCGUGAGGCUGCCACAGUCCCCUCAUCACCCAAUCGCCGUCCCGUGCAGGAAGCAGGAGAGAAGGGGAGCGGUGACUCUUCCUUAGCCAGGGCGGGACGGGUAGAAACCGCUGCACAGACCCCGGGCACGUUCUGAGGGUCGCCAUCCCCCGGGGCGGCAGGGGCGAGAGCGCAGAGGACGGAAACGGCGGGAGCCACGGCGUGUUGAAAGGCGACGGGAGUGAAGACCAGGCCGCGAGCGACAGCGUCGAGGGUCGGGGUGGGCUUUCCCAGCCCAUGAGCCGCCUGUCGGGGCGCCUGCGCUCAGGGGGCGUGCGUCUCAGCUGCGGGCUGCUCGCCGAGGACGACUGCUUGGAGCUGGAGGGCCCGGCGGGUUGGGGGGGUGACGGGGGCCAUGCGGGGGCCACCGGAGGGGCCCCUGCGACAGCCUCUGGGGCCUCCCUCCAUUAUGGCUUCUUCUCCUCCCCCUCCCUGGCCAACGGCCUGCGCAGCCCGGAGGACCAGCUGCACAGGAGGCCCAGGAUCGGGGCCAGGAGGCGCAGGCAGCCCGGGCAGCUGGAGCAGCCGGAGCAGUCUGAGUUCCCGCUGCAGCUGGAGCAGCUGGAGCAGCUGGAGCAGCUCCCCCAGACGUGCCCAGAGCAACAAAUUCAGGGGCAAGUGGGUACAGACUCCUCCCCCCUAACAAAUCAGCCCACUGUGGUGCCCCCACAGAUUCUCACUGGAUCCCCUCACCCUGAGGUCUACUCAACUUCUUCACAGCCCCACCCCCUUCCGUACUACCCUCCCACCCCCCAUAACCCCCCUGAGAGGGACAUAGACACUCAGGCCUGCCCGAUCACUGCAGCCUCCCCGCCAAGGCCCGCCCCCAUCCCUAACCCCAUACUAGCCCCGUCUGUCGUCCCUGUCCCAGCAGAGGGGGAGAGGAAGUAUGCCCUGCGCAGCUCCGGACGCCCACGCUUCCCCUGCAGGCUGCGCAAGUCCUCGCGCCUUCGCCGACCCAUGGAGGACGAGGACAGGAGGGAGGAAAGGGAGGAUGAGGUGGCACAGGAGGAGGAGAAGAUGUGGAAGGGUGAGGCUUUGGGGCUGGGGCUUGGGCUGGGGCUGGGGGAGGAGUCCCUCCUGCCGGAGGGGGCCAGUAUGUCCGGCGAGCUUCGGCCUAUGCCCCAGGCUGCCGCACUGGGCAGGAUGGAAAUGUCGGCCCCCGAACCGACCCAGCAGGCCCCUGGCUCCCCCUCGUCCCGCGGUCGGCGCAGGGGGAGGUGCGUGGGCGUACGCAAGAUUGUGGUGAAAGUGGCCCGAAUACCUGUCAGCCUGAGCCGUCGCCAGAAAAGCUAUAAGAUCUCGUCCAUGGAGGCUCCCGCACAGCUGACGGGGCAGGAGGGGGGCAGGGGGCCCGGGGCGGAGGGCUGCGAGGGGGCAGGUGGUGCCGAAAGCGGGGCUGUGGCCCCCCGAGAGCCGACCGCGCUGCUGAAGAUGAAGAACAACGGGAAAAGCGUGAUGGUGAUGUUCCCACCGGGAGAGCUACCGGUCAUCCUGAAGCGCCGCCGCGGCCGUCCGCCCAAGCAGGUCCUGCCGGGCCAGCCGGACCCCCGCGAGGUCCGAGCCAACGUGGCCAACACUGGGGAGCCCAAAAAGCAGAGGCGCCGCCGGCGGGUCAAGCUGCCCUCCCCGCAGCCCUCCUACGUGGCCGACACCAACGACGUGAAGGCCGAAUACGGCGAUGUGCUGUCCAAGCUGGCCUUCCUCAACCGCCAGCCCCCGGCCACGGGACGCUGCUCCCCUCCCCGCUGCUGGACCCCCAGCGAGCCCGAAUCCUUCCACACCCCCCCGGAGAACCCCGGGAUCUCCACGCUGCUGCACAGACUCACGGGGUUCCGUCGCAGGGGGGGUCGCGCGGGCUGCACGGGCGCCCGUGGCGGCGGGGUGGCGGGCUCCAGCGAGGCCUUCAAAAGCUCCUUCAGCGACUUCUUCGAGACCAUCGGGAAGAAGAGGAAAGUGCCCCCCUCCGAGCCAGGACAGCCCCGCAAACGGGGCAAGGGGGCGGCGGCGGGGCUCAGCCGAGCGGCUCUCCUGGGAGCCGAGCCCGGUGGCCUUGCCCCAGGCGAGAAACCCGUCCGCAAGCGCCGCUCGCGCAAGAACGGGGUGCUGAAGUCAGGGCAGGGGCAGCAGGAGCAGGACGGGGGUGGUAGCUGGGCGGUUAAAGGGGGUGACCGGGAGAGGGGUCUGGGGUUCCAGGGUUGCUCAUCGCCCAGAGGGGGCUUUACCUCCUGUGACAUGGGAAAAGGGGGCUUCUACCCCAGCCCAGGGGCGAGUGGGGGUGGGGCAGGGGGUGAUGAGGCCCAGGGGCUCUUUGCGGGGUACUUCCGCUCCCUUCUGGACUCUGACGACUCCUCUGACCUGCUGGACAUCUCCCUUUCCAGCCCCGCUUCACGCCCCGACUCCCGAAAACUGGGGCCCGGGUACGAGUCCAGCAGCCCUGCACCGAGUCAGCGCUGGUCCCCUGCCUUCCCUAAGAGGACCCCCAAGGGGCCUAGUCCUGCCAACGAUGGACCCCUACAGCCGCAAUGCAGCACUCCUGGCCGGCCCCCAUAUAGUUAUAGCCUGUCCCAGACCUCUCCCACCACCUCGUUCCCUAAAUCUGCACCCCCAACCCUCUCUCUGUCUCGAUCACCCAGCUCUCCUCACCCCUCCUCCUCCAGUUUUCCGCAGUACCUCUCCGGCUAUAGCAGUGGGCAGCCAGCAGGGGCCGGCAGCGCCACGCCUCAGCAGCAGAGACUGAGCGACUGCAGCUACUCCUACGGUGCAGGGCUCGGCAGUGGCAAGGCCGCGUCAGUCUCCCCCGCAGGGCAGUGCCACAUGGGCUUUUCCAGCUUUCAGGCUGCUCAGGCUAAGCGGGGCUUUAGCAGCUACCCUGGAUCAGCCCACUCAAUGCGGGGGGAGCCUGGGCCCUUGGCGGGGCCAGCUUCUCCAGGCGGGAGUUACAUGGCUAUGGCGAAAAGCCCCUUCCCUUCCUCCUCACCCCCCGAGAGCUGCAGACAGUUCCCUUCUUCUCAAUGGGGAUAUAGGCAGGGGUACCAGGGCUGGGGGAAUGAUAACUUUGGGCCACACCAGUACCACGUGUACAAUGACUAUGGCACCAGUGGCAGCCACGAGUCCAAAGACAUCUUGGAUAUUUCAAACUACACACCUCAAAAGGUCAAGCAGAGGUCCUUCUCUGAGACCUUCUCUGAGUCCUCCUCUGACUCCUCUCACCUGGGGCCAGCGGGUGCAAGCAUGGGGGGAGGGGGGAGUGGAGGUUACAGACCACGGGACAACCUGCCAUCGGGGGAGGUGCAGUCCAGUUUGUCCAGCCUAGAGAAGCUGAUGCUGGACUGGCAUGAGAGUUCAGCUGGCUCCUCUUACAACUGGAGCCAGAAUGUCCUCUUCCAGGGGGGGUCUAAGCCAGGGCGGGGCCGGAGGAAACGGGCAGAGCCCCAGGGAGAGAGGGAGGGCUGCCCCUUAAGUUUCCCGCCAGGCUCACCCUCCAGUUCUCCUUCGCCAGUGCCCGGUUCCAAACGUAGCCCAAUGGCCGCCCGUCAGUCACGGGGGCCGAGGGGCAGGGGGGGGUUCUCUUCCUGUCAGCGCGAGAGAGCACCCCCAGGGAAGCCCAAACCCCAGAAGUCCCCUGCCUCUGUGACCCAAGCUGGAGGGGCGGGCCUGUUCCAGGACACACUGGACUAUUAUAGCGGGGACAGCAGCAGCCUCUCGCCCCUGCCCUCCCAACAGCAGGGCUACAGCAUGGAGGUCUGCGAGUACUCCAGCCCCUACUCGGUGCACCCGUCCACACCCUCCUCCGACGAGCGCUUCGCCCAGAUUUUCCCCGGCGAGACCGCUGCGCUUUCCCCUGGCAUCUCCCUGCAGCCUGACGUCCUGAAGCCGUACCCCAAAGCGGCCCACCCCCCAGCAUUCUCUGUGCCCUCCCGGACCUUCUCCCCGAGCUGCUCCCCCACCCCCCGGCUCCUGCCUUCCUGCGGCGCAGCCAACAGCCCCCACCGGGCCCCCAACAAGGACUUCUCACAGUACGACUCCCCCAGUUACUGUGGCUCCCCCUGCUGGUACGGGCAAGGAGGUUCACUGGCCGGCAGCCCGCACAGCUACGAGGCGGACCGCCCUUCUGUGAGCGCCAUGCCCCCCCACGCUCGGACUGAGAAAAGGGACCUAAGCCAGGUGGGGGGAGCGGGACUCCGAUCGGCACCUCCGACCACUUCUCCUUACCCCACCCCUCUUCAUCGAGGCUCCUCCUCUUCGUCCUCCUGUGCCACAGUUGGCCUGGACUCCCCUCUCCCUGAGGACCUGGGUUUCUCCCUGCACCCUGACAGCUACCCCGCAUUGGCCCAGCGCUACGCCCCACAGGCGCCCCGCGGUGGCGUAUUAUGCCAGUUGCUGGAUCAGCCCGCCGAAGAUGGGUUCACUGUCACCAGCCUGUAGUGCGCACCAUUGUGUUCAAUGGAGUGGGCCACAGGUGCAAUCAAUCAUGUUUUUUCAGAUUUUUAAACUUUUUUUAAGGAGAUUGAAUUCAUGGCAGACUUUUUAAAAAAUGAAGAUGAUAAUGAUGAAGAUAUAAGCUGACAACUGUGGACACUUGAAAUUAAUUUUAUUCUCAAUGGACACACUUAUACGUGCCCCAGCAGUGACAAUCAAGCAUCAACAGCAGACAUACUACACUCUAUACACUAAAUACAUCUGACAUGAGUCCAUUGCCAUACACACACACACUACACAUCUAUGGGUACACACAAAUGAAUUGUACAUUACAAAGCACGUUCGGAUCUAUGACUUUAGACAUGCUGCACACUACACACUUUACAGUCAGUCACACGCACACACAUACACACACACACACACACACACACACAGGUACUCUGCAGCUGGGGGCAGUGGAGUUCCUGGAAUGUGGGUGCAGAAGAGGAUGAGGAGAAUGGUGGCUGGACAGGCGAGAGAAAGAGGCUGAUGGACAGACGUGUGGACCCAAAAACACGCAGCGCAGGCUGCCGGCGCACGCGGUCCAGUCUCAAUACCAUCUCCCAUCAUGCACCAGGAGUGAUGGAUGACCUCGCCUCCGACAAUCCCUCUCCCUUGCAGCCUCUGCCACCUAGCAACCAGCAACAAUCCCCCCUCCCCCUCCUCCUCCACUCCCCAGAGCUGUGGACUCUAUGCUCAUAUGAUACCAGCAUCUGUACAUAGACUUCAACAAGAGGAGAAGAGGACUGAUAUGUGAUGUUAUGAAAGUAAUGUGACAUAUGCACUGAAAAGGCUUCUUUGCGUUUGUUGUAAGGGGGCUCUGUUGCUCUGGAAAGGAGCCCUGUGUACAUACCUGGUUUUCUUCAGCGGGCAGGGGGUGAUUGCCCUUCUGCCUGUUUCCCUUCUAGCGGGCGUGUGCCCCUCUCCCCCAGUCAUCUCCUGUGCUUACUGUAGCGUGGACUGCAGCAUGGUCUCACUCUGUAGAUUUUGUUUGUUUGUUCAUUUGUUUGUUGGUAUGUUUUUUUUUUUUUAAGGAAAAAAAAAUGACACAAAUAUGAUGUGCUCACCCCCAAAGAAACGGACUUGUGAUUGUGUACAUACCCCUGUGGGUGCAGGGCGUGGAGAGAGAGAGAAAGAGAGAGAGAGCGAGAGAGAGAGAAAGAGAGAGAGAGAGAGAGAAAGAAAGAGAGAGAGAACGAGAGAACGAGAGAGAGAGUGAGAGAGAGAGAGAGAAAGAAAAGAGAGAGAGAACGAGAGAGAGAGAGAGCGAGAGACUGAGUAGGUCCGUGGCUCCGGUCCAAUGAGGGAGGCAAGUUCUGGAUCUCAGGGUGUGGACUGGACUGCCUUCUCUUCUCUUCUUGUCUUGGCUUUUCUUUCACUCUCUACUCUGUUUCCUUUUCCUGGUCUCCUAACUGUGUUGUAUGGUGAUUUGUGCAAUGGAAUAUUGUAUUUGUCUGUUACAUAUCAUGUAUCUGAGGUGCAAAUAUUUAAAUACACAUUUGGUUCCAACCAUUGCUAA